UUCAACUACAGCAGACAUCUGGACUGCCCACAAUAAAAGUUACCUGGGUGUGACAGCACAUUGGAUCAAUCCAAAUAACAUGGAAAGAGAGAAAGCAGCUCUUGCCUGCAGACGGUUUAAGGGGCAUCAUACUCAUGACGCCAUUGCAGUUGAGCUUGACAAUAUACACUCAACAUAUGGGAUAACACACAAAAUCACAGCAACAGUGACUGAUAACGGCUCUAAUUUUGUUAAAGCAUUUAAGAGGUACCAGCCACUUGAGGAAAGUGAUUCUGAAGAAGACAAUGAAGAUGAGGUGACGUUUACAGACAUUAAUGCUGCUCUACAUGCAACUGAUGAUAAUGAUGGUGAUGUUGUGAUCACUUUGCCCCCCCACAAGAGAUGUGCAUCACACACACUAAACCUGAUUUCAUGCACUGAUGUUGAAAAGUGGCUGCUGUCAAAAUCUGGAACAAAGGCUGUUUAUAGAAGUGCUACUGCCAAAUGUACUUCCCUAUGGAACAAGACUAGUCGAUCUGCUUUGGCUACUGAAACAGUUGAUGAGUUGGUGUCAAAAAAGCUGCUUGUACCUUGUACAACACGAUGGAAUUCCUUCUAUGAUGCCCUGGCUAGAAUCUGUGAAAUAUCCAUGGUAGACCUUAACACCAUUUCAUCCAAAUUAGGACUGGCAGCGAUAACAGAAAGGGAACACCAGUUUUUAAAGGAGUACUGUACUGCGAUGAAGCCCCUUACAGUUGCCUUGGAUAUACUUCAGGGAGAAGACAACUGUUUUUAUGGUACACUCUUACCAACGAUCGAGACAUUAAUGUUGAAGACAGAAGCCCUUAAAAGUGACCUGCAAAUACUGAGAGACCUUCCUGAUGCCAUAGUCACAUCUAUCAAAACCAGAUUUGCUGAUGUCCUGGGAAAUGAGGAGGCUAUACUUGCUGCUGUAACUCUUCCAAAAUUCAAACUUCGCUGGCUGCGUUCACAGGAGUUAAAGGAUAAGGCUAAGGCAAGUUUGCUGGCAGAGUGCAGAAGAAUUGUCCUCGACGAACCACAGCCAGGUCCCAGCACAUCUUCACAUCACACAGAUUCAGCCAAAGAGAACGAUUUCUUUUCCUUUGAGGAGGAUGAGGAGGAAACUUCAUCUUCAGCAGAAAACCAAGUGGCAGACUAUAUUAGAUCUUCAGCACAAAACUUAAACUCUCUGUGUGAAUUUUCUCUCAUCAAGAAAAUUUCACUACGUUACAAUGCUGCUACACCAUCUAGUGCACCUGUUGAGAGACUGUUCAGCCUGGGCAAGCUUGUCUUCUCUCCGAAGAGGAACAGACUGUCAGACAAAAGAUUCGAAAAGCUUCUCCUCCUACGUUACAACCACUGGUUUAGUUGUUAGAUGAGAGGAGUAUUUUAGUAUAGAUUAAUGUAUUGUUCAUUCUAACUGAGAACAAACAACAUGUUAAUCUACAUACAUAGAGAGUUGGAUAGUGUUCUGUUUAUUGUGCAAUAAUAUAUAGGUACAGAGAUUUAUACUACUUAAUGGCCAGAUCUUCCUUUGUUUGUUUACACAAGUUUACAUUUGUUUGUCUUAGUUUGCACUUGAUUGCAAAGUGUGUGAAUAACUGAAUAUUAUUUAUUUUCAAUAUUUAAUUUGUAUUACUUUACUGAAUAUUUAAGAGUUGGAUAGUGCUCUGUUAAUUGUGCAGCAUUAUAGAGAAACAGAUAAUUGCACUAAUUAAAGGCCAAAUUUUCAUUUUUUUCUUAUUACACAAGCUUACAGUUGUGUGUC
Messenger RNA from Paramisgurnus dabryanus, 1768 nucleotides. Lineage: Eukaryota; Metazoa; Chordata; Actinopteri; Cypriniformes; Cobitidae. The record is from RefSeq and is a predicted model, not a curated record.